AUGGAAGAUGACCAGGGAUAUUUGGGCUUUGAAGAGGUGCAGGACCUUCUCUGCCUCAAAGCGCCUAGCAUGCUCUUCCUCUGGGAUAUCUUCAGUCAGCAGAAUGAGCUCUGCAGCAUCAACGAGCUCCUUACGGUGGCGUGUGUCUUCAGUUCGGCACUCCUGGACGAGAAGGCACGCUUCCUACAUGCCGUUUUCGAUGCCUCUGGGCGAGGUCUAGGCACCGGAUCCGAGAUCGCUUCGAUCUGCCUGAUGGUGCUGACAGUGCUUGGCAAAGUUACAGGCGCUGUGGCGAAAGCGAAGGAGGUGACACCGCAGCUCAUGGUUGAGCUAGAGAAACUUGUCCCGCCCUACGCCGAGGCUGUCCAAAUAUACGGAAGCAAGGAAGCCUUCCAGCGAGAACGCGUUAUCGGACAGCUGGAGCUUGACCGGAUACUGACACCGUCUAUCCGGGAUGCCUACGAGACGUUGCCGUUGACAACAGAGCCCGUGACAGACACAGAGCCUCCGCCCCCUCCAGGCUGGGCGAGCACCCAGAAGUCUCUGACGCGAUCCGCAACAACGGAGGAUGUGCAAUCAGUCCGCCGCGACAGAGAUCAGAAGGAGCCAAAGGACUUCUUGCCUCCCGGUGCCAACCCUGCAGAGAAACACUUGGCAUGGACGCGCCGGUUGGAAGAGACUGACAACUUCGUGGUGGAUGAUGAUGCAUAUGGUGAUCUGGACGCCACAGUGCAUCGGUGGCUGAUAAUGCAAGACCACGAGUUCUCGUCCAUUGCAAAGGAUUUGCCGGGGUUUCGGCAUUCCUUCUGCAAAAGCGUGUGUUCCUCGUUGGGGUUGCCAGCACAUGGCAACUGCGUGGAGGUCGUGAAUGUCACAAAUGGCAGUGCGACUGCGAUCAUCGCGGAGUUCCUAAUGCGGCCCCGCUCUCACACAGACUCGCGAAGUGGCUUAGAACUUGCUCAGCUCCUGGAGAAGCAGAUCACUUCACCUUAUAGUGCAUUGCGACGGGGCCCGAUCGGCAAAUACCUGGGCAACGCCUUCCUGUUGUCAGCAGCGCCCCAGACGGUGUGCGACAGCGAGCUCUUGGGUCCGGAAGAGUCCCCAGGCGCAGUUUGGCCUGUGCAGCUGCAGACGUCCUUUGAUGUGCACCUACUUCGGAGUGUUUCGCGCUCAAGAGGCACAUUAGGAAGACACCGCUAUGUCGCGCAGACUGCAUGCUGCGGAUAG
Molecule: messenger RNA, 1227 nt
Organism: Symbiodinium sp. CCMP2456
Lineage: Eukaryota; Dinophyceae; Suessiales; Symbiodiniaceae
Source: the annotation of a GenBank genome assembly